Messenger RNA from Clarias gariepinus (North African catfish), 1892 nucleotides. It is a transcript of the gene aatf, whose product is annotated as apoptosis antagonizing transcription factor. Gene Ontology annotation, biological process: regulation of transcription by RNA polymerase II. The transcript is spliced from 12 exons. Lineage: Eukaryota; Metazoa; Chordata; Actinopteri; Siluriformes; Clariidae. The record is from RefSeq and is a predicted model, not a curated record. Gene Ontology annotation, cellular component: nucleolus; nucleus. Bases 19 to 1668 code for a protein of 549 amino acids.
GGCAGGUCAGUGAGAAACAUGGCCGCGUCCAUAUCGGAGCAGCUCGCGGAUUUGUUGAAUCCUCUGCCGAAUUUCGCGGAUCCUGAGGACGACCAGGAUGACGAAACCAAAGCCAGAGUCAUAGACAAGUUUGAUGAAGGGGAUGAUGAUGAUGAUGAAGGUCUUGCAUCCAGUGGACUGCGGAAGCGAACGGCUGCUUUGCUGGCAGAAUCGGACAAACGCUAUCGGGGCAAAGUGACAUCGCGCAAGGAGCUGCAGCAGGAGUUGGAUGGAUCUGCUGAUGAUGAUGAAGAGGAGGAUGACCAAGAUGAUGAAGACAUGGAUGAUGAGGAGGAAGAGGAGGAUGAAAAUGAGGAAGACAACCUGAGCGAUGAUGAUGAUGGUUCACAGUUAUCCAGUCUGGUGUCAAAGAUGAAAGGCGCUGACCUGAGCUUCCCCAAAGAGACAGACUUUCGCAAACUCACCGAGGGCAUGGACGACCUGGGAGAGAGCGAGGAGGACGAUGAAGGAGAAAGUGACGAAGGUUCGGAAGAGGAAGAUGAUGAUGAUGAUGAGGAGGAAGAUGAUGAUGCCGAUGAUGGUGCCUCGGGAGGUGUGAUGACUUUCUCGAAGGAAAAGGUGGAUGAAGAGGUGCAGAAAGGAAAAGCGGUGAAGAAUCAGCUGGCUCUUUGGGACCUGAUGUUGGAAGGACGAAUUAAAAUGCAGAAAGCGCUUGUGACGGCUAAUCAGCUUCCUCAGCCUGACACUUUCCCAGAGUUCAGGAGCAAAGGCGGGGCCGAGUACGCUACCGCGCUGAAGAACGGCCACAAAGCUCUAAAGGCUCUACAGAGGUCUUUAUUAGAGCUACAGGACCUGCUUUUGUACCAGAACCCAGAAACCAGAGCCAUCUCACAGGGGAAGACAAGGGGACAUGACAUCAGCAAAUCGGAGGAAGACGAAGAGAUUGAUAGUGAUGAAGGUGCAGUCGAGGAGGAUGAUGAUGAGACAAAAAAGCGGCCUGUAAGCCGAAGCGGACCCUCCAAGCGGAAGUUGGAGAUGACACAGUAUCCAGAGUUCAUGGCAAAGCGCUUUGCAGCCUUCCAGCCGUAUCGUGACGCCACGCUCCAGAAGUGGUACGACAAGACACGGCUCACUACGGGCAAGAGCAACAAGGGCUUCGGUGCGUUUGAGCGGAACAUCCUGACACAGGUGGAGCAGGUGCUGAUGGAUAAGGAACGCUUGCUUAAGCGCACGCAGACACGCAGGUCUGACUACAGGGUGCUGGGCAAACCCGAGCUCGGCCCCGUGACGGCACAGUCCAGCAGCACACAGCCGGAGGCUGUGGAACCAACGCUCAAAGUUAACGCACAUCUCAAAGAUCUGGACGAGGAGAUCUUCGAUGAUGAUGAUUUUUAUCACCAGCUUCUUCGAGAGCUGAUUGAACGCAAAACGACUGCAGCUGAUCCUAAUGACCAAGUCGCCAUGGGCAGGCAGUGGCUGGCCAUCCAGAAGCUCCGCAGUAAGAUAAAGAAGAAAGUGGACACGAAGGCGAGUAAAGGCAGGAAAGUCAGGUUCCAUAUCCACAGUAAGCUGAUGAAUUUCAUGGCUCCUAUUGACCACAGCUCCAUGAGUGAUGAAGCUCGGUCCGAGCUGUACCGGUCUCUGUUUGGAUCGCCGAUGCUUCAGUGAUUCUGCUGAUGGAGAUGGAACACACGGAGGAACACCUACACGUCCAUCAUUCUGACUGCACGUGCAAAAAGACAUUGCAGUGAGCUGGACUUGUGCAAAGCAGCUGAAGUUUGGGAAUUGCUUUUAAAAAAAAAACAAAAACUUUUUUUUGGAACAUUUUGAAAACCAGACUUUAUUUUUAAUCAGCCGAGUCUGUUUGUAAUAAAAAGUGACCUUUUUCCCAC